CCGAGAAAUUUAUUUCUUUACCUCGACCAUGACAACUUGGCGUGUACGUUUCUGGCCAAAUUUCCACCACUUUCUAAAGAUCUACAGACGAAAACAUUGAAGAUAGAGAUAUUGUACCUGGAAUCGAGCGUUAUCGAAUAUCCGUUUGAUAUUCCGGUUCAGAUGCGGAUCAGAUCAACGAGUAAGUAAAAUUAAAAGAGAAAAGAGGGGAGAUAUAGAGGAAGAAAGGGAAGAGGACUUGAAACGAGAUGGAUAAAUACGAGAUGAUAGGGAUUGUGGGAGAAGGGAGUUACGGCGUGGUAAUGAAAUGCAAACAUCGCGGCAGUGGGCAACUGGUUGCUAUUAAGAGAUUUCUCGAGACCGAAGAGGAUCAUCAAAAAUUGCGCCACGAAAAUGUGGUAAGCAUGAUCGAAGUGUUCCGUCGAAGGAAACGAUUUUAUCUCGUGUUGGAAUAUUUGGAUCAUACUUUGCUGGACGAACUGCAAGGUAUCGGACACGGCCUAGGUUGGGAACUGUCCAAACGACAUAUCUAUCAGGUCCUUAGAGGGUUGAGCUUCUGUCACAGCAACAAUAUAAUGCAUCGCGAUGUCAAACCUGAAAAUGUUCUCGUAUCUCCAAACGGAGUGAUCAAGCUUUGCGAUUUCGGAUUUGCACGUUUCAUAAACGUACCGGACGAGUCUUGCACGGAUUACGUGGCAACAAGAUGGUAUCGAGCACCGGAAUUAUUGGUCGGCGAUCCACGGUAUGGCAAAGCGAUAGAUAUUUGGGCUGUAGGAUGUCUCUAUGCGGAAAUGGUGGUCGGUGAUCCUCUGUUUCCUGGUGAUAGCGACGUUGAUCAGCUUUAUCGAAUAACCAAGGUCCUUGGAGGGCUGUGCACGAAACAUCAAACGAUAAUGGUUCGUAGCAGACCCGGUCGAAUGUUACGGCAUGCGAGUGCGGAUGAGCUAGUAGGACCACCACAGUCCGGUAUCGCGUCGAUUCGUAAGUUAUUUCCAACUUGGGACACCGUAACUAUCGACUUUUUGGCUCAAUGUCUUCGCAUGAAUCCCGACCUAAGACCACAAUCUUUCGUGCUUUUGCAACAUUUGUUCUUUACGCAAAAUCAUUUUGCCGAUAAAUUUCUCGCCCAAUUGCAAAAUUCUAUCGCAAAGGAAUCCGAUAUGAAUCCUUUGACCGGCAAGAGAUCCGGGGAACCAAGAUCCAGGAUCGGCGUAAAUUCAUUCGUACUGCCAUCGAGAAGAACGUGCUGCGAAAACGAUCUCAGAUGGCAUAUGCAGAUCGUUUCGAAUGUCAACAACUGCAAGAGGAAAAUCAAGAGGUUAAAUGCAAGUUAAAAAAGAAAGCGUGUUUUUCUAUUGUUUGCGUUAAUAACGCAUCCAUGAUCUUGGCAAAUUCCCUUUUUUCCUUUAACAACCCCGUUCGACAAAUUUUUAUUUAUAAUAUCUAUUGGGUAAUUGUUGUAGAAUUUACUUUCCCGAACACGAGACGUAUCACUCACAGUUUCCGA
Messenger RNA from Eufriesea mexicana, 1507 nucleotides. Its product is annotated as cyclin-dependent kinase-like 2. The record is from RefSeq and is a predicted model, not a curated record. Lineage: Eukaryota; Metazoa; Arthropoda; Insecta; Hymenoptera; Apidae. The transcript is spliced from 6 exons. Gene Ontology annotation, biological process: protein phosphorylation. Gene Ontology annotation, molecular function: ATP binding; protein kinase activity. Bases 249 to 1334 code for a protein of 361 amino acids.